Molecule: messenger RNA, 390 nt
Organism: Candidula unifasciata
Lineage: Eukaryota; Metazoa; Mollusca; Gastropoda; Stylommatophora; Geomitridae
Source: the annotation of a GenBank genome assembly
AUGCCAUUAGGACCUUUUGGCGAAAUUAUGGGGACAACAGGAACCCUUGCAAGUCUUCCUCUUGAUGUUCAGAAAUACAGAUCCCAUGUGGUGGCUCCGCGCAAUCCUAAACUUGUCAGGCACAACGAACUGGACACAGUCAAGAUGACACCGAGCAGGUUUAUGUUUGAGAUGUCACUGAGCACAGAACAGAAACUUGCCAACACGCAUGUCAUGAAAGUUCCUAGAAAAAUUGAACUGCUGGAUAUGGGAGACACGUCGCUGCAGAAGUUCUCAAAAGUCCACAUUGAUGAACCCAUGUUCCAGCCAUUCCCAUCAGAGAUUUAUUUUCAAAACUUCCAGCCAUUUGAAGUCUAUGAAGUUCCACUGACUCUAAGGAACAAUGACAAG